Molecule: messenger RNA, 1209 nt
Organism: Rangifer tarandus platyrhynchus (Svalbard reindeer)
Lineage: Eukaryota; Metazoa; Chordata; Mammalia; Artiodactyla; Cervidae
Source: the annotation of a GenBank genome assembly
AUGCGCCCGGGGGGCGUGCGCAGCUUCGCGCUGGAGCUGGCGCGGGGCCCGGACGACGCGUACCGCGGCGGCGAGCGCCUGUGCGGCCGGGUGCUGCUGGAGGUGGCGGCGCCGCUGCGGGUGCUAGCGCUCGAGGUGGCGGCGCGCGGCGGGGCGGUCACGCACUGGCUCGAGGGCCGAAGCGUGGGUGUCAACGCCGUGUCCAGCGACUACGCGGCCGCUGAGACGUACCUGCGACGGCGGCAGCUGCUGCUCCGAGGCACUGGAGAGACCACAACGCUGCCUCCUGGGCGUCAUGAAUUCCCAUUCAGCUUCCAGCUGCCACCGACGCUAGUGACUUCCUUUGAAGGCAAACACGGCAGUGUCAGAUACUGCAUCAAAGCCACCCUCCACCGGCCCUGGGUCCCUGCCCGUCGGACGAGGAAGGUGUUUACUGUCAUUGAGCCUGUGGACAUCAACACACCGGCUCUCCUGGCCCCUCAAGCCGGAGCUCGGGAAAAGAUCGCCCGAUCCUGGUACAGUAACCACGGCCUUGUCUCCCUCUCAGCCAAGAUCGACCGCAAAGGCUACACUCCAGGUGAAGUGAUCCCUGUCUUCGCUGAGAUCGACAAUGGCUCCACGCGCCCCGUGCUGCCUCGGGCAGCCGUGGUCCAGACCCAGACCUUCAUGGCACGAGGUGCCCGCAAACAGAAGCGAACCGUGGUGGCUAGUCUCUCGGGGGAGCCUGUGGGCCCCGGGCGGCGGGCACUGUGGCAGGGCCGGGCUCUGCGGAUCCCUCCUGUGGGUCCUUCCAUCUUGCACUGUCGCGUGUUACACGUGGACUACGCCCUCAAGGUCUGCGUGGACAUCCCGGGCUCAUCCAAGCUGCUCUUGGAGCUCCCACUGGUCAUCGGCACCAUCCCCCUGCACCCUUUCGGCAGCCGCUCAUCCAGCGUGGGCAGCCAUGCCAGCUUCCUGAUGGACUGGGGGCUGGGGGUCCUGCCAGAGCGUCCUGAAGCCCCUCCCGAGUACUCCGAAGUGGUGCCCGACGAGGAGGUGGCGGCCAUGGAGCAGAGCCUCUUGCCACUACUGCAGGACCCCGACGUAAGCAUGGAAGGCCCCUUCUUUGCCUACAUCCAGGAGUUCCGCUACCGCCCACCGCCCCUGUACUCGGAGGAGGAUCCAAACCCACCCUCUGAGGCCAGGAGGCCCCGCUGCAUGACCUGCUGA